CACCUGAAGGCAGCGCAGUGUUUGGUUCUGCUGGCAGCUGACGGACGUGUCUACUGCUGAGACAAGUGACAGCAAAUCUACUGUAUCUCAGCAUGGCAAGCCUUACUGACACAUCAGCAGCAGAAGCAGCAGCGUUGGCAGCGGCGGCGAACUCCUUGGCACGCACUUUCUCCCAGGUGGUGUUCACUGACAUCCCGCACUCGUACCCGCCCGCCACCCCCAUCACCUGCAGCUACACCAUCACUGAGGCCUUCCAGCCCAACUCCAGGGACUGGGUGGGCAUUUUUAAGGUUGGGUGGAGCACAACAAAGGAUUAUCAUACCUUUGUGUGGGUGGAGCUGGACACUGUGGGGCAGCAGGCAGUCAGACAGGCAGAUUUUAAGGACUAUUACCUGCCGAAGGACGAGAUCGAGUUUUACCAGUUCUGCUACGUGGACAGUGGCGGUCAGGUGCGAGGAGCCAGCACUCCUUUCUCUUUCAAAAGCCCCGUGGAGCAAAACCUGGAGAGCAACAUGGACGACGACCUGCUGGUGAUCACAACACAGGAACAAGUGGAUCAGGGCGUCCGAGAGAAAGCAGAACUGAUGAAGGAGAUGGAUCAGAUCAGAGAGGAGAAGGACUCCCUAAAGAAAGCUCUGCAAGAAGUCAAGUCGAGCUUCGAGGAGCAGAACGGACAGAAAGAGAAAGAAAAGUGUGAUCUGGUGGACGAGCUGGAUCAGACUAAAGAGCAGAAUGAGAAGUUGAGAAGCAGCGUGCAGGAAAAAGAGCAAGAAAUCGACCGUUUAAAGGAGGAAAUGAUGCUCCAAAAAUCAAAGCAGAUGGAGAUACAGCAACAAAACGCUGCAGAGAUACAGAAACUGAGUCAAAGCGUACGUUUAGAUGGAGCUGCACGGCAAAAUGAGACACACGCUCAGGAGAAAUACGAUCGAGCCGUGAUGAAGAUCAAUCAGAUGAAGGAGGAGCGCGAGGAGCUGCGGGGGAAGAACGAGGCUCAAAGUGACGAGAUCGCAAAGCUUAGCUCCAAACUCAGAGAAGCAGAAAGAGAAUUGUUCAAGAUGAAAGACAGCGUUCAGCUCCUUCAGGUCGACCUGCAGAGCAGCGAGAAAGAGAAGGAGAGACUCGCCGCGGAGCUCCACCAGCUGCAGAGCGUCACGCACAACAUGGACGAAGUGAAGAAGGAGAACAAGCAGUUGAAUCUGAGGCUUUCCCAGCAGGAGACGCAGCAGCAGCAGCAGCAGCAGAGCUCCCCAGAUGAGGAUCUAAAGGCUCUACGCAAGCAGCUUCAGGAGGUUCAGACCAAGCUGUCGGCGGAGAAAGACGAGUCCAAAAACUCCAAGAGACGAGCCGAUUUUCUGGAGGGCGAGCUGCAGCAGGUCAGGGAGCAGCUGGACAGUGUCGCUGCAACGUUGGACGGGAUGCAGCGGAGAAGCAGCAAGCAAGAGAUGCGACUCCUGGAGGCUCAUGAGAUGCUGGCAGAUAAAGAAGGCAUCAUCGAGGAGAAGGAACACAACAUACUGCUGGUCAGAAAGGAGGUCGAGGACCUCGUCAAAGAAAACGAGACUCUAAAAGGCGACAUCGACGAGCUUCGUAGAGUUUAUGCCGACUACCAAGCGGCUCCCGGCUCUUCCUCAGAAGAUCAGCCAACGUACGUGCAGCCGGAUGACGUUCAGCCAGCUUCUUCAUCCACCCAAGACGCAUCCGAGCAGUCUGAGAACCUGUAUGAGACCAUCGGGGGUGAAGAACCAGAGGAAGAGCAGGCGUUGGUGUGCCGCCACUGCCAGGAGAGAUUCCCCGGCAUCACGCAGCACGAGCUGGAGCAGCACGAGCAGAGUCACCGAGUGUGUCCCUUCUGCACCAUGAUCUGUGACAACAUGGAGCAGUCCGUGUUCGAAGAUCACGUCUACAGUCAUGAGCUGUGAGCGAGCCAAUAAAAACCCCCUCCCCCCAAAAAAAACCCC
Messenger RNA from Scomber scombrus (Atlantic mackerel), 1958 nucleotides. RefSeq names its product calcium binding and coiled-coil domain 2 (gene calcoco2). The record is from RefSeq and is a predicted model, not a curated record. The transcript has 15 exons. Bases 93 to 1919 code for a protein of 608 amino acids. NCBI's taxonomy places the organism in Eukaryota, Metazoa, Chordata, Actinopteri, Scombriformes, Scombridae.